GUUUUUACCGCGCGCGUCUCCGCCGCGCUGCCCCAGGCGUUCCAGCGGCUCAGGGGCUCCGCGCGACGGCGGGGUGCGGCGGUGCCAGCGCGGGGCGGCUCCCGAGCAGGACCAGACCUCCCGCCCUCCGAGGCGAUGCCGCGUAGGCCGCCGACCGUCCGCUCGGGGAACAAGCCUUCUCCCGCGCUCGCCAUGGAGCCGGCUGACGACGGGCCCUGGGCCUACAGCCGCGCGGCGCUCGCCCGCCUGGAGAGGCUGCUGCGCUGCUCCCGCUGCGCUAAUAUUCUGAAGGAACCCGUGUGCUUAGGAGGAUGUGAGCACAUUUUCUGUAGUGUUUGUAUAAGUGACUGUGUUGGAUCAGGAUGUCCAGUAUGUUACACCCCAGCCUGGAUCCUAGACCUCAGGAUAAACAGACAAUUGGACAGCAUGAUCCAGCUUUAUAGUAAGCUUCGAAAUUUGCUACAUGAUGAUAAACGUUCAGAUCCCAAAGACAACACAUCUAGGGCAGAUUUAUUUGGUAAUGCAGAAAGGAAGAAGAAUUCAAUUAAAAUGUGGUUCAGUCCUCGAAGGAAGAAGGUUAGGUACGUGGUGAGUAAAGAGUCAAUGACAACUCAGCCUGGAAAGGCAGAGGGUGGCAGAACCCAAGGAGCCUCCAUAUAUGAUUUUUUCUCUACAAGUCCCCCUGAAGUUGUUUCUAAGAGGGCCAAAGCAGCUUCUAGAACAUUUGCAAAAAAGCAGCAGAAGAAAUCUUCAGCUGAGAUUAACCAGGAGGGGAAUUUAAGGCCAGAAACAGACGAUAGUCAGUUUGAUUCCAAAGAGGAACUGAAGGAGAAGGUUGUCUCCUGUAGCCGAACACCAGUUGUGGAAAGUCCACAGGUACAUCGUGAAAUAGACUUAUUAGCCAGUGGUUCUGCUGCAGAGUCUGAAUGUUCGGGAGGAUUGACUCAAGUCUCCUUACCAUUGGCUGAGCAUAUCGUGUCUCCAGACACUGUAAGCAAUGAAGAGACGCCUGAGAAGAAGGUCUGUGUAAAAGAUCUUCGUUCAAGAGAGCAUUAUGAAAAUCACAAAGGCUGCAGCAGGCCUCCCAGUACUGUUUCUAAGAAUUGUGGGAGCAACGUUCUGAGUCCCAGUGGAGAUGUCAUUAAACCAGCAGUGCUUGCAGAAAAUAUGCUGUUGGUUGACUGUUCUUCGGCGCCUUCAGACCAAUUUCAAGUUGAUGUCACACUCAGGAGACACAGUAACGUAUCAGAUGACUCCCUCAGCCUUUCACCGGGUGUACCCCCACCUCUGCUGAAUAAUUCAACUCACAGACAAAUGAUGCCAAGCCCCUCCACAGUGAAGCUGUCACCCAGUAUUAUGGCCGGGAAGAGAAAUCACAGAGGAGAGACUUUGCUUCAUAUUGCUUCUAUUAAGGGUGAUAUACCUUCUGUUGAAUACCUCUUGCAAAAUGGAAAUGACCCAAAUGUUAAAGACCAUGCUGGAUGGACACCAUUGCAUGAAGCCUGCAGUCAUGGUCACCUGAAGAUAGUGGAAUUGCUGCUCCAGCAUAAUGCUUUGGUGAACACCACAGGUUAUCAAAAUGACACCCCACUCCACGAUGCGGCCAAGAAUGGGCACAUAGAUAUAGUCAAGGUGUUAUUGUCCUGUGGUGCCUCCAAGAAUGCUGUUAACAUAUUUGGUGAACGGCCCGUGGAUUAUACAGACGAUGAAAAUAUAAAAUCAUUAUUGCUGCCACCAGAGAAGAAUGAAUCAUUCUCUACUAGCCAGUGCUCAGUCGUGACUGCUGGACAGCGAAGGAAUGGGCCAUUGGUGCUGAUAGGCAGUGGACUUUCUUCACAGCAGCAGAAAAUGCUCAGCAAACUCGAGACAGUUCUUAAGGCUAAAAAAUGUGCUGAGUUUGACAGUACAGUAACUCAUGUCAUUGUUCCUGAUGACGAAGCUCAAAGUACUUUGAAGUGUAUGCUUGGGAUUCUCAAUGGAUGCUGGAUUCUGACGUUUGAAUGGGUGAAGGCUUGUCUGCACAGUAAACUACGUGAACAGGAGGAAAAGUACGAAGUUCCUGGAGGUCCACAGAGGAGCAGGCUCAACAGAGAGCAGCUGUUGCCAAAGCUGUUUGAUGGAUGCUACUUCUUUUUGGGGGGAAACUUCAAGCAUCAUCCAAAAGGCGACCUCCUUAAGCUCAUUGCUGCAGCAGGAGGGAAGGUGCUCAGUAGAAAGCCCAAGCCAGACAGUGAUGUGACACAGACCAUCAACACAGUGGCAUACCAUGCCAACCCUGAUUCUGACCAGCGCUUCUGCACACAGUACAUCGUCUAUGAAGAUUUGUUUAAUUGUCGCCCAGAAAGGGUUCGGCAGGGCAAAGUCUGGAUGGCUCCUUCCACCUGGCUUAUCAGCUGUGUAAUGGCCUUUGAAUUGCUUCCUCUUGACAGCUGAGUGUCAUAUUGUGAACAUUUUAAGUUGAACGUGCAUGGUUUAUGGGAACCCAGCAAUUGUCAUGUGUUUGAUCAUUCAUGUUUUUAUCAAUAGGUAGAGCCAUUUAUAUCUCCCCCCUUAUAAUUACAAAAUAAAACACCUGAAGCUAGGUUAGGAAUUCAUUUAGAUGCCAGUAUUGCUUUUAAGAUUCUUUUGUUCUCUUGAGGUUGUAGCUAUAACUCAGUGGUAGAGUCUUCAUGGACCAUGCAUGAGGCAUGAGGUUCCAGCCUGGGAACUGCAAGGAAGUUUUCAUUUUACAACUGGCCUGUGAUUUUUGAUUGAUCAUGUCUUUCAGUUUUAUCAGUAUGUAUCCCAGAUUAAUAAGUGAGAUGGCAUCAGAACUACUUGUUAAUAUAUAAGUGGUCUAUUUAGCAUCUUUUAGUAAACAGUAUCAUCAGAUGAUCAAUUCUGCCUCAGUUACAAUGACAAUAGAGCAUCUAUCAAAGUGUGCCACUAUAAAGUUCUAUUUCUUUUUCUUACACUAUCUUUUAGUUUCUUAUAUUUUCUUGGCCUUCAUUCAUGUUUAUUCAGUUUUAAAAUCUGUGUGUGCAUUAAAAAAUCAUGAUUUGAACCAUUGGAUGUUAGUGACAAAAUCAUCAGUAUACUUGUGUGUGUGUAUGUUUAUUGUGCAAUAUGCUCUCUGUCUACUGUGCAUAUGUACAAACCUCUAUUUUCUGUAACUUAUUUUAUUAGUGUUACUAAUCUUGCCAGUUUAGAAAACUAUCAAACAUCAAUUUACUAGAUUAGAAGCAAUCUGUUUAUAGUAAAUCUUUCUGGGCAUUACUAAAGUAAGCCUCUAUCAAGAUUAAUCCCUUCCACCUUCCUUUUUUUUUUCUUCUUUUCCUCCCUUUCUCCUUUCCUUUUAUUUAUGAUACUGGGUAUGGAAGUCUUGUGCAUGCUAGGUAGUUACCUACCACAGAACUAUAUCCUCAGCCCAGGUUUAAUCUCCUCUCUCUCUCUCUCUCUCUCUCUCUCUCUUUCCUACACUCCCAAUUUUAUUUUUAUUUUUAGACUGUUUUAUUGAGUUAUCCAGGAUGGUCUUGAACUCACUCAGUUUUAAUUUCUUUAUAAAGUUUUUGGGUUAAUGAGUAGGCAAAAGUUGGAGAUGGAUUGAUUCAUAAUAUUUUUACCAUAUCCUGCACACAGGCCAUCACAGUACAUAUAGGGAAGUAUGAGUGAGAAGAACCUCUUCUCACUAUGGAAACAACCAAGGCAGAGUAGUAGAAGAGCACUGUGUGGCAUGCGCACACUGUCUGCUCAGCCUGUCUAUCCGCAUGUAUGUCCUCACUGUGAAUGGACAGGAUCUAUAUUCAGCUUCACCAAGUAGGAUUAAAAUAUUGUGGAGAUAGUGUCCCCAUAGGGUGUCUUUUCAAUAUGCCAAGGGGGCUGCUUCAGGGAGGUGAGAGCUGAGUACAUGGAGGAGACAUCUUUGGCCUCUUUGCUGAAUUUGGAGUUAAAGUCUCAUAUCUGAGCCACCCAUUCCCACUCAGUGCCUAGAGAUGACUCAUUAAAUGUUGCCUACAAAGACUUCUGCUGCCCUGUUGUUUGCUGUUGUAGCUGCUCAUCCUGUUUCAAAUGCCAUUCUUCUAGCUCCUUUAUUGCCUUUUCUUUCCACACUGCUUCUUGCUUCCGAGAAUUGGCUCAAGGGCUUCCAAGCGCUCCAUUUGUUCUUCUCUCCAUUUACGGAUACUUUCAGUUUCUGAUGGCAGUGGAUCCACUUCUGAAAUAGCUACACAGCUGUCUGUCAGACCAUUACUCUCCAGGUCGUAUUCACCUUCGUGACUCUAGCAACAGCAUCUAGAGUUGGUGUAUGUUGAGUUUAUUACCUUACCUUGUACUUCCUUCUGUACAAAUACUUAAAUUUUUUUUCCUUAAUAUAUUUAAACUUAACUCAUUUCACAUAAAUCAUUAAAAUUAUUUGUGCAUGUAUUGUGUCUUCUGUAAAAAUGUCUUACUUACAUAUUGAAGAAUGAGACUCAACAUGACUCCUGAAGAAGUCUUCCAGCUGUGGUUUUUGUGUGGUUUUGUAAAGCACAAGGUGCCUAUAUUAGUUACUUUUCUCAUUGCUCUUCUCCCACAUAACAACUUGUGAGAGAAGAUUAUUCUGCCUUUUGGUUCUGGGUACUGUCCAUCCUGGUGAGGAAAUCUAGGCAGCAAGGAUUUUAACCAGCUGGCACAUCCAUUGGUAGGAAGCAGAAACAGCAACGUGACUGCUGGUGCUCAAUGCGUUCUCUCUCUGU
Molecule: messenger RNA, 4712 nt
Organism: Microtus oregoni (creeping vole)
Lineage: Eukaryota; Metazoa; Chordata; Mammalia; Rodentia; Cricetidae
Gene: Bard1
Product: BRCA1 associated RING domain 1
Exons: 11
Coding region: 136-2433 (765 amino acids)
Molecular function (GO): protein binding
Source: RefSeq, a predicted model, not a curated record